Clonostachys rhizophaga is the source of this 2076-nucleotide messenger RNA. NCBI's taxonomy places the organism in Eukaryota, Fungi, Ascomycota, Sordariomycetes, Hypocreales, Bionectriaceae. The record is from the annotation of a GenBank genome assembly.
AUGUCGACCCCGACUCCCAUGAAGCACGGCGUUUCCCAACAAGGACGCACGCCCUCACAGCUCGCAGCCGCGACACCUCCAGUCUCGACACCCUUCUCCAACCCUGCCCAAGCAGCCUUCUCCCCCCACGGCCCACGGUCCUCCCCCCAGCAUGUUAAGAAAUCCCCGGCCACGAUCCUGGGCAACAUGCCUCCGGGCGCCUUGAACUUCGAUAGUCCCUCGACGUUGGCAGCAUUUGGCGGCCAGGCGUUUACCGACCACGAGUUUGAGCAGCAGAAGCAGCGCUUCGAGCAGCAAAACCAGCAAGAACGCGCGUUCGCAUCCGAGGCAGACAAACUCAAACGAUUAGAAGACAUCCUGAGUGUUCUCAAUAAGAAGAAGGGCCUGGUUAGCGAGGUCGGAUUGGAGCGUCUCGCCGAGCGGAACGGGUUCGAUUGCCUGAAAGAAGACACAAUAGUUUCAGGAGGCCGAAAGCUGAAAACACUGGUCAUAGCAGGGUCCAGCACUCAGAUUGACAUCGUUUUGGACAACAACAUCGUUCAGCAUGUCACUCUCGCCUUUCCCGGGCUGCCAGAGCCCACGGCACGGCUUAUGGAGCCGGCGAGCCAGAUCCUUCUCCGGGACUUGAAGCUGCGGCCGAAACAGAGCCCAUUGACCAAGGAGCUGGAUAAAUUCGCAUCAAAUUUGGAGAGAUUGGCAAAGCUUGAUCAGCUCAGUAUUGUGGAGGCUGGCUUCAUCUGCCACGAGGCUCUGACAGGCAUCUAUAAAAGUCUACAGAGGCUUCACGAAUGGGACAUAUCGAAACUCCGAGAGCAGCCUUUAUAUUCUGGAAAGCCGCAGCAAUUUCUGGCAUUGCAAGCUAUGUGUUCGGGACAUGGUGUCCCUCUUUUGCAUGCACGAGAUCGUGUGGGAUUAGCUUUGCAAUACUGGAAGGAGCGCCGUUUUCUCCCACCCUCGGACGACAAGACUGCGGCAUAUGCCAGUGACGAGGAGAAAGUAUGGUCUAUGGUCAUAGAGUGCGCAGCUAUGGAAGGCCUUUCUGAGGCCCCAGCCAGGGUUUCGGACGAUUGGAUCUCCAAGACGAUUCUAAAAGGAGGUGUCAUGACCACCGACCCCCUGGACAUUCACUCUUUGGACUGGCAGGAACCUGAUACGGUGGCCCUACCUCCGCCCGAAGAAGGAAAGAAGGAUAAAGGCGUGGACAUACUUCAGCCAGAUAUGAUGACCACCAAGCGAGUGCCCCAGGUCAAGUUUACGGCGACGUUUGACCCCCCGGUCAUUCUCACCCACAGCGACUGGCUUCGACUGUACGAGUUUGUCAAUAUCGAGGCGCCGACGCAAUUUUCCUUCCCACCUACUUUUGAUGUGAUGCACUUCCCUAUACCCCCAGGAUCGACUCACGACCCUAGCGAACUGCGUACCAUUACGCGACAGAGGCGGGUCCGCGUCUUUGACAAGGACGGCAAGGAGCAUGAAAAGACACACAAGAACACCCUAUUCAAUUAUAAGCGAAUUUAUGGUAUGUCGAUUCAAGAGCUAAACUUUGCCCACCCAAAGCAGCUUCUCGCCAUGCUGCCACUCCUAAGACAAUACGCCUUUCUUUCUAUUCUGCUGGAGAAUAGCUUCGGCAGCAAGACUCAGAAUUAUGAAGCGAACGGUUCCCAAGAGAAUCAGGAUCUUGGAGCGGACCAGAUCAAGAGCACCAAGACAGAGGACGCUGAACUGGAUAUGUUCCUUCAACAAUCUCGUGAGAAUGGUGCCAAAGAGCCCCAAUCAGCUACGGAACCUGAGGAAGGGGAAACCAAUAUGGAUGUCAUCCUCUGGGUCCAUCCCACUCCACGUUUGAAGGUCGUCUUCCCUUUUAGAUCGGCAACAGCAAAUGUUGAGAUGAAUAUUCUUCAGAAUGGCAUUGUGGAAAUUACUAAUGAUAAUAUCCUUACCCCCGAGGGCCAGGACAACGAAGAGACUCGAAAAGAUAAGGGAAAGGCACUUACGAGAGCAGAUCUGGGCAAGACUCUCGAGUACCUGGAGGAUCUGUGCAAGUGGACAGAAUGGAUUCGCACCAGGCUAUCCUGA